Mandrillus leucophaeus (drill) is the source of this 1916-nucleotide messenger RNA. RefSeq names its product leiomodin 3 (fetal) (gene LMOD3). Gene Ontology annotation, molecular function: tropomyosin binding. Gene Ontology annotation, cellular component: myofibril; striated muscle thin filament. The transcript has 4 exons. Gene Ontology annotation, biological process: muscle contraction; myofibril assembly; pointed-end actin filament capping. Bases 116 to 1552 code for a protein of 478 amino acids. NCBI's taxonomy places the organism in Eukaryota, Metazoa, Chordata, Mammalia, Primates, Cercopithecidae. The record is from RefSeq and is a predicted model, not a curated record.
AAUAUAGAUCCGGCAAGAGCUUAGCUGUGAUCACUCCUAGCUGCUCAGCAAACCACUGAGGUUCCUGGGGGAAAAAAAAAAAUAUCUCAAGGUAAAAUAAUAUUUAGAAAAAACAAUGUCAGAGCACAGCAGAAAUUCAGAUCAAGAAGAACUUCUCGAUGAGGAGAUUAAUGAAGAUGAAAUCUUGGCCAACUUGUCUGCUGAAGAACUGAAAGAACUGCAGUCGGAAAUGGAAGUCAUGGCCCCUGACCCCAGCCUUCCCGUGGGAAUGAUUCAGAAAGAUCAAACUGACAAGCCACCGACAGGAAACUUCAAUCAUAAAUCUCUUGUUGAUUAUAUGUAUUGGGAAAAGGCAUCCAGGCGCAUGUUGGAAGACGAACGAGUUCCUGUCACCUUUGUGAAAUCCGAGAUUAGAAAUUGUGAGAACAACUGCCAGCAGGUAACUGACAAAGCAUUCAAAGAACAGAGAGACAGACCAGAGGCCCAAGAACAAAGUGAGAAAAAAAUAUCAAAAUUAGAUCCUAAGAAGUUAGCUCUAGAUACCAGCUUUUUGAAGGUAAGUGCAAGGCCUUCAGGAAACCAGACAGACCUGGAUGGGAGCUUGAGGAGAGUUAGAAAAAAUGAUCCUGACAUGAAGGAACUCAACCUGAACAACAUUGAAAACAUCCCCAAAGAAAUGUUACUGGACUUUGUCAAUGCAAUGAAGAAAAACAAGCACAUCAGAACAUUCAGUUUAGCCAAUGUGGGUGCAGAUGAGAAUGUAGCAUUUGCCUUGGCUAACAUGUUGCGUGAAAAUAGAAGCAUCACCACUCUCAACAUCGAGUCCAAUUUCAUCACAGGUAAAGGGAUUGUGGCCAUCAUGAGGUGUCUCCAGUUUAAUGAGACGCUAACUGAGCUUCGGUUUCACAAUCAGAGGCACAUGUUGGGUCACCAUGCCGAAAUGGAAAUAGCCAGGCUUUUGAAGGCAAACAGCACUCUCCUGAAGAUGGGCUACCAUUUUGAGCUUCCGGGUCCCAGAAUGGUGGUCACUAAUCUGCUCACCAGGAAUCAGGAUAAACAAAGGCAGAAACGACAGGAGGAGCAAAAACAGCAGCAACUCAAGGAACAGAAGAAGCUGAUAGCCAUGUUAGAGAAUGGGUUGGGGCUGCCCCCUGGGAUGUGGGAGAUGUUGGGAGGACCCAUGCCAGAUUCCAGAAUGCAGGAGUUCUUCCAGCCACCGCCACCUCGGCCUCCCAACCCCCAAAACGUCCCCUUCAGUCAACACAGUGAAAUGAUGAAAAAGCCAUCACAGGCGCCGCAGUACAGGACAGACCCUGACUCCUUCCGGGUGGUGAAGCUGAAGAGAAUCCAGCGCAAAUCUCGGAUGCCGGAAGCCAGAGAACCACCCGAGAAAACCAACCUCAAAGAUGUCAUCAAAACACUCAAGCCAGUGCCGAGAAACAGGCCACCCCCAUUGGUGGAAAUCACUCCCAGAGAUCAGCUGCUAAACGACAUUCGUCACAGCAAUGUUGCCUAUCUUAAACCUGUGCAACUGCCAAAAGAACUGGCAUAAGAGGCAACAGAGUCAUCUAGAAGAACAAGAAACGGGGAUAGUGGCUCUUGGAUUAUAGCAUGGAGACUAUGUCAGCAGCAAUACUUUAGGAUCCACGUGGGAGAACUGGGAACAAUGCUACCGUCUGAUAAGGGUAUUUGUAAAAGGCAGAAUGUUUGGGCCAUGAAGAAGUAGGGGCUGAAGAGGAAGGUGGAAAGAGAUACAAUAUAAUAUUCAGAGGCAAUAUUUUCUACUUGCAAUCAAUUUGAGUGACUUAGGUGAAAUUUAGAGUCAUGUUUCCAGAAGCAGAAGUUCAAAAAAAAUUUAAACGUUUGCUUUAUUAUUGUUUUCUUCUGGUAAAUAAUAAACAUAAUAGAAGUGUUAA